AUGAUGCUCCGCCGUUCGACUGCUGCGCUGGUGCAGAACGCCGCGCCCGUCACGCGUGCGUUCAGUGCUGCUGCAAACGCCUCUGGCGACGUCCAGUUUGAUCUCUCGGACCCCUAUGUGCUACACCGUCUCGAUGAAGGACCUGCUGAAGUAGCAGUAACGAACCGUGAGGAAAUGCUGGGCUAUUACCAGAUGAUGUACACGAUGCGACGCAUGGAGAUCACGAACGACAAUGAGUACAAGGCACGGAACAUUCGUGGAUUCUGUCACUUGUACGACGGACAAGAGGCCGUGGCUACAGGUGUUGAAGCUGCCCUGGAUCGCUCGGACUCGUGGAUCACUUCGUACCGUAAUCACUGCAUCAUGCUCGCUCGGGGUGCUGAGGUCAAGGACGUCUUGGCGGAGCUCUUUGGCAAGAAGGACGGCGCUACUGGCGGCAAAGGUGGCUCGAUGCACUUUUACAACAAGAAGAACAACUUCUACGGUGGACAGGGAAUCGUUGGUGCUCAGGUGCCGGUGGGAGCAGGUCUGGCCUUUGCUAGCAAGUACAACCACAAGGGCGAGGGCCUGAUGCCUUGCGCCAUUACGAUGUUUGGUGAUGGUGCUGCCAAUCAAGGUCAGGUGUUUGAAGCUUCCAACAUGGCUGCUCUCUGGAAGCUGCCGGCCAUCUUUUGCAUCGAGAACAACCAGUACGGUAUGGGCACGUCUACGCAGCGUUCGUCGAAUAACACGGACUAUUACACCUAUGGCAACAAGAUCCCUGGCAUUAAGUGCGACGGCAAUGACGUGCUUGCUGUCCGUGAGUGCACGAAGUUUCUCAAGACGUGGUGCGGUGAGGGCAAGGGCCCCAUCUUUGUCGAGAUGAACACGUACCGCUACCACGGCCACUCCAUGUCGGACCCUGGCGUGACGUACCGCAACCGCGACGAGAUCUCGCAGAUGCGUGCAUCGCGUGAUCCCAUUGAGCUGGUGAAGAAACGCAUGAUCGAGGCCGAACUUGCUACAGCGGACGAGAUCAAGGAACUCGAGAAGAAGGUGCGCGCUGAGGUCGUGAAGGCCACCAAGGAGGCCAAGGCCUCCGCCAAGCCCGAUGAGGCUUCGGCCUUCGUGGGUGUGUACGCGGACAAACAGGGCAAGAACGAGUACCCGCCGUUCAUUCGUUUUCCCGACUACACGAAGAGUUUAUACAAUGGCAAGCGUUUGUAG
This is a messenger RNA of Peronospora matthiolae, 1206 nucleotides long. Lineage: Eukaryota; Oomycota; Peronosporomycetes; Peronosporales; Peronosporaceae. The record is from the annotation of a GenBank genome assembly.